This is a messenger RNA of Micropterus salmoides (largemouth bass), 1105 nucleotides long. RefSeq names its product sideroflexin 1 (gene sfxn1). Gene Ontology annotation, cellular component: mitochondrial inner membrane. The transcript is spliced from 11 exons. Gene Ontology annotation, biological process: serine import into mitochondrion; monoatomic ion transport. NCBI's taxonomy places the organism in Eukaryota, Metazoa, Chordata, Actinopteri, Centrarchiformes, Centrarchidae. The coding region runs from base 114 to 1082 and encodes 322 amino acids. Gene Ontology annotation, molecular function: monoatomic ion transmembrane transporter activity. The record is from RefSeq and is a predicted model, not a curated record.
UGUGUCGCUGUGUCGCUGUGUGGCGCUGCUGACGCUGCUGCAUGUAAAAUUAGCUGGCUGCAGCCGUUCAGGGACACCUCUUGCGGACCGCCGGAGCCCACAGUGCAAUAAAUAUGGCUGCAGAGCUUUCCACUUCCAUAAACAUCAAGGAGCCUCGGUGGGACCAAAGCACAUUUGUAGGUCGGGCUAAACAUUUCUUCACUGUCACAGACCCCAGGAACAUCCUCCUCACCAACGAACAACUAGCUCAUGCACACAAAAUCAUCACUGACUACAGGCAAGGUAUAGUCACUCCGGGACUGACAGAAGAUGAACUGUGGAAGGCCAAAUAUGUUUUUGACUCUGCUUUUCAUCCCGACACUGGGGAGAAGAUGAUCCUGAUUGGCCGCAUGUCAGCGCAGGUUCCAAUGAACAUGACGAUCACUGGAUGCAUGAUGACCUUUUACAAGACAACUCCAGCUGUGUUGCUCUGGCAGUGGAUCAAUCAGUCUUUCAACGCAAUAGUCAAUUACACCAACAGGAGCGGUGAUGCUCCAAUCACAGUCAGUCAGCUUGGCACGGCUUAUGUGUCUGCCACCACAGGGGCAGUUGCUACCGCUCUAGGACUAAAUGCACUAACAAAGCACAUCUCACCCCUGAUUGGACGGUUUGUUCCAUUUGCUGCUGUAGCUGCUGCUAACUGUAUCAACAUCCCACUGAUGAGACAAAGAGAACUUCAACACGGCAUUCCCAUAACAGAUGAGAAUGACAACAGGUUAGGAGAGUCGACGAAAGCUGCACAGCAGGCUAUCUCUCAGGUUGUGGUCUCCAGGAUCCUCAUGGCUUCUCCGGGAAUGGCUAUCCCCCCGUUUUUAAUGAACCAUUUGGAAAAAAAGGCCUUUCUGAAGAGGUUCCCAUGGAUGAGUGCACCUAUUCAAGUCAGCCUGGUGGGAUUCUGCCUGGUGUUUGCCACUCCACUGUGCUGUGCAUUGUUCCCUCAGAAGAGCUCUAUGUCAGUCAACCGAUUGGAGCCGGAGCUGCAGGAGAAAAUCCGGGCCAAGCACCCAGGAGUGGAGAGGGUGUACUUCAACAAAGGGCUAUGAGUGUGCAGCCCCCCCCUUCACCC